Molecule: messenger RNA, 1062 nt
Organism: Anthonomus grandis grandis
Lineage: Eukaryota; Metazoa; Arthropoda; Insecta; Coleoptera; Curculionidae
Gene: Cpr92F
Product: cuticle protein 18.7
Exons: 5
Coding region: 129-872 (247 amino acids)
Source: RefSeq, a predicted model, not a curated record
GACCUUGCUCUUCUGAUAGUGUCGCAUAAUGUGCACCGGGGGCUUUAUAUAUAUCGGGUGGGGUCCGCCUGCAAUCAACAGUACUCGCAGAGCAGUCCUAGCUAAUAGCUGAUACAGUUCUUACAAAUAUGCAGCUUUUGGUAGUAAUAUCCUGUGCCCUAGCAGCCGUUUCGGGAGCAUAUCUUGGACCCAUCCAUAUUCCAGUAAUUGGCCCAAAUGGCGUACCUGUGGAACCUGUUGAGGUACAAGCAGCCAGAGCUAAUCAUUUGGCAGCAGUAGCUUCAGGGCCACACGGAUAUGCAGGUGCACUUGUUGCUGGACCUGUAUAUGGAACUACUUCUGCAGCUCUUAACGCUUUACCGCUUGAUACACCUGAAGUAGCCUCCGCAAAAAUUCAACACUACAGAGAUUUUGCAGUAGCCGCUCAAAGAAAUGGCGUUCAUGUUCCGCUUAUAGCUGCUCCUCUUGUUGCUGGCCCAUACCCCAUUGAUACUCCUGAGGUCCAACUUGCAAAAGCUGCUCAUUUCCAAGCGCAUGCCGAAGCUUCUGCACGUGCUGGACGUAGACGUCGUGAUAUCUGGGGAGGAUAUCACAUCCCCGUCAUCGGAAACAAUGGGGUGCCAGUAGAUACUCCUGAAGUUCAAGCCGCUAGGGCCAGUCAUUUGGCAGCUUUGAACCAAGCGGCUGGUUCCGGACAUGCAGGAAAUGAUGGCUGGUACAACAAUGGUGCAUACGCUGAACCCUACCGCCGAUAUUGGGGACCUCAAGCCACUAUUGGUCCUAAUGGUCAACCAUUAGAAACUCCAGAGGUUCAGGCUGCCAAGUCAUACCACUUUGCUGCCCACGCGGCUGUAAGAUCAAAGCUGUACUAGAAUAGAUUGACUAAUGAUUCCAGAUUCUGAUCAUUAUGAUAUGAAUGGGUUGAUUUAUGUUAACUUUAGUAAAUUUGGUGCUACAGACUUGAUUUUUUGUAGGAAUAUAAAGGAAUAAUAUAAUAAUGUAUAAAGUAUAUUAUGUAUCUAUAAUAUAGAUAGUAUCAAUAAAGCAUAAGCUUUCAAAGUU